Messenger RNA from Athene cunicularia (burrowing owl), 2520 nucleotides. RefSeq names its product somatomedin B and thrombospondin type 1 domain containing (gene SBSPON). Lineage: Eukaryota; Metazoa; Chordata; Aves; Strigiformes; Strigidae. Bases 36 to 671 code for a protein of 211 amino acids. The transcript has 5 exons. The record is from RefSeq and is a predicted model, not a curated record.
UCCAUGGCUGUGUGGGACAUCCAUCCCCGUGCGAGAUGCGGCUGUGUAGGACACCUUUAUACAAAACGUCACCGUGUGGGACGUCACUGGCUCUUCCAUGCGUUGUGGGAGAGUGGAGCCAUUGGAGCGGCUGUGCAGAACAAUGCCAACCCGAUCUGCGGAUACGUAGGCGCUAUGUACAACAGGAACCUAAAAAUGGUGGGGAAGCUUGCCCUGCUCUAGAGGAGAAGGCUGGCUGCCUGGAAUACCUGACUUACCAGGGAGAGGACUGCGGCCACGAACAUGUCCCUGCUUUCAUAACUACCUCUGAAUACAAUAAAGAAAGAAAACGACGAGCAGCAUCUUCUCUCCAGCCUUCAGACAAAGAGGCAGCUGGAUACUGUGUGGAAUUUAAAACAGAAUCACUUUCACACCACUGUGCUUUGGAGAAUCGGCCGUACGCUCGAUGGAUGCAGUACCUACGAGAAGGACAUACUGUCUGUGUAGCUUGUCAGCCUCCAGCUAUGAAUACUGACACACAUCGGUGUUCUGGAGAUGGCCAUAAUGCAGAUGGAAGUAAAAUUUUACACUGGGAAGCAGUUGGCAACUCUCAGUGCCAAGGAACCUGGAAGAAGAUUCGGCAACUGGAGCACUGUUCAUGUCCCCUAGUGCAUAGCUUUAUUUUUACAUAAAAGUUUAAAAAAUAUUAAGAAAAAUAACACCAAUGCCAAGAAAACUACAUCUUUCUGCUGCAUUUUCUGGAGCCUAAACAAACUUUAAAGGAGUCAGAACUUUGGAAGAAUCAUUUUGGGAAACUCUCUCUGCACUAAGACUGUAUUAGAGCACUAGAAGCAUGUUUCCAUGUUUCUAUUUUGUAAUUAAAGAGCUAAUGUUUCUAACUGUAGUAGCUGCUUUUCCUGAAAUUCUUUACUGGCCACAGUCCUGUCUACAGGCAUUGCUCCUACUCAGUAGUGAGCCAGCCAAACAUUCUCAAGUCUGAGAAUAGUUACUUACUGUCAUCACUGAAUUAGCAAGCGUGAAUAAAAAUGAAAGUUUGAGAGCUAAAAUCAGAUUUGUUUACAUCCUUUGUUCUUUCCAAAUAUCAUCUAGACAGUUGUUUAUACUACAAGUGGAUAAGUACUCUUCCUCUAUAUUGCAGCUUUCAUGUUCAGCCACCCUCAUAAAGACGUGACAGGUCAGCACUGUUAAAAAAGCAGUCUUGCUCAGAAUUUCAUGUCGGUAAUACACGGUGUUAACUUCAUGGAAGACAAACCUAAACAAGACUUUGUGACUAAAGCAUUGCCUAACAUAAGAUUACUUAUUACUAGUUAAAACUGCUCAUAUACAAUGAUUAACAUAGAAACCUGCAGUAUUAGAGCACUGGCAAGACUGCUAUGCAGGUAGCUCAAAUCCUUGUUUUGUUACCUGUUACUUACCUUGAAAUAUUGUUACAGCAUUAAAGAGGUUGCAUACUGCAUUUCCUCACUUGUCAGAUAGCUGCUAUGACUUUCUGAAUUGUUAGCUUAUAGCUGCACUAGCAUUCCUUGCUGAAGCACAAAGUCUGUAUUUUAUCAAGAUCCUGAAAUUCACAAUGUUUGCUAAAAAGAAAUUAGGCCUUAAGGUUGAGUAAAUUUACUGUUAAGACAUGCAGCUCUCUGUUUCUAGCAGCUGCAAGAAGAAACCAUAGCAUCUGGUGGCAAGAAUGAAGAGGGUGAUCUGUCUGAGGUCCUGUCCACAAUAAGAAACAAACCUUUGUAACUGUACUUUUACCAUUUUACCUUAAUGGAAGUAGGCCCCUAAAACAGAAAGCAGAGAGAUUAUCUUAAUACUUCCUGAACAUUUCAGUCUUCAAGAAUAUAUCUCUUCCUUUGUAGCCAGGAAAAACACAUCCAAAACAUUUAUUUUAUUAUAACCAGUUUGUACAGAUACUUUUCCUUGUAAGGUUCUUGUAAAAUAAAAACCUUAAUCAAGGACAAAGGUACAGAAAACAUCUGAAGAGAUUUCACUUUUAAGUGCUGCAAUACGUUAGUUCCAAGUCACUAACUUCACACCAGUAUGAAAGUGUAAAGUAUGAGUUUUCUGAGGUUGUGGAACUCUACUCCACAUGAUCUGAAUCAAGAGAGACAACGUAGUACCACAAUCCAUCUGCUGCAGUCUCUGGUAAGCAGGACAUUUACAGUGACCAACAGACACCUUGAUAGUUACCCCCAUCAGAGUGUAUCUUUGCUCGCUGUCACUGAAGACAGAGGCAGCAGAGAGCCUAGAUGAGACAUGUCUCGUGAGCUGUGCUAGGUGUUGGCAUAGACUCACUACAGAGACCACUUUGGCCAUUCAUUUUUGAGCUCUCCCUUUCUGGCUGGUUUAGAACAAGUCACUUUUCAAAACAAGGUAGGUGGCACAAGAUAAUCAGAGAUGUUAAGAGUUAGUAUCAUACUGUUACUUUCCAUAUGUUUUCCAUCUCUUCUGAGAGUUCAAUUAUGCUGAUAUACACAAGUUCAAAAUAAUCUUCCACCUAGAGCUUAAGCUUAAUUCUUUAAAAAA